Molecule: messenger RNA, 1323 nt
Organism: Lichtheimia ornata
Lineage: Eukaryota; Fungi; Mucoromycota; Mucoromycetes; Mucorales; Lichtheimiaceae
Exons: 6
Coding region: 1-1323 (440 amino acids)
Biological process (GO): peptidyl-threonine phosphorylation; actomyosin structure organization
Cellular component (GO): cytoskeleton; cytoplasm
Molecular function (GO): ATP binding; protein serine/threonine kinase activity
Source: RefSeq, a predicted model, not a curated record
AUGCUCUCCACUCCGAAAACCUCCGCACAGCAGCAACUUGAUCAACUCCUUCAUUCUCAUUCAAACGCUCUAUUGGAUUGUAUCGUUGCUAUCUACAAAGACGCCAAAGCUCUUCCAGAAAUACCAUCCUUUUUGAAACAAUUUGAACCCAUCUACAAUGAUAUUGCUCGGUUACGAAUCAACAAGGAUGAUUUUGAACAUAUACGUCCCUUGGCAAGAGGUCAAUUUGCACAGGUAUCGAUCGUCCGCAGUCGACUGGAUAACCAGAUUUACGCCAUGAAAACAUUGAACAAACGCCAUAUGCUUGCACAACGCGAGCGUGCAUCUUUUAUGGAGGAGCGGACCGUAUUAUCACAAGCUAACACUGAAUGGAUCCCAAGUUUACAUGCUGCCUUUCAAGACGAUGAUCAUCUAUAUCUUGUCAUGGAAUACGCUGGUGGUGGUGAUCUAUUUAGCGUACUGGAUCGUAAAGAGACAUUGUGCUUGAAUGAAAAGGAAGCGCGCUUUUACAUCGCCGAGACCAUCCUUGCUGUUGAUAGCCUGCAUCAACUAGGUUACCUCCAUCGCGACAUUAAACCACAAAACAUCUUGAUUGACAGCACGGGCCACGUAAAACUCGCUGACUUUGGAUCUUGUAUUGCAAUGAAGAGUGUCACCAGCACCAGUAGCAACAACAACAGCAACAAAGAAAUGCUCUUACCCGUCGGCACUUGCGAUUAUGUGUCACCCGAGGUGUUACAAUGUGCAUCAACGUAUGGUACAGAGGUCGAUUGGUGGUCUGUGGGCAUCGUAUUAUAUGAAGCUUUGCAACAAAAUCCACCCUUUCACAGCGACAAGAGUGAAAAAGACACCUAUCUCAACAUCAUGUUCCACAAAUCAAUCGAAUUUCCACGUCCCGUGUCCCCUGCAUGUCGUGAUCUCAUUCUCAGGUUGUUGUCGAAACGUGAGACGAGACCCAAAAAAGUAGAGGAAAUCAAGGCACAUCCCUUCUUCAAUGGCAUCGAUUGGGACCAUUUACGCAAAAGCACUCCACCAUUUCGACCAACGCUUGCUUCUCCUGACGACACAUCGAACUUUUCUGUAUUGGAUGACGACAACAACAACAACGAUCAUGAUGACAUAAUAUGGAAGAAUGCAACUGGUGUUGACCAUAUCAAUCACCUGCCCUUUAUUGGAUUCUCAUAUCAGCCCAACAAACAACAAUCAACAAACAAGAAAUCCGCCACUUUAGAACUUGAACGAGCGAUGGAACAGAUGGAAACCCGGAUAAAACGAUUACCAUUGAAGGCAAGUGGAAAAGUGAAAAAGGAAUGCAUUACGUAG